Messenger RNA from Symbiodinium necroappetens, 374 nucleotides. The record is from the annotation of a GenBank genome assembly. NCBI's taxonomy places the organism in Eukaryota, Dinophyceae, Suessiales, Symbiodiniaceae.
GCCUCCUUCGUUUCAACCUCCAAGCCUGCAUCUAUUGCUGCUCGUUGAGUGCCUCAAAGCGGAGACACGAGAGGAUCAUGCCGAAGAAUUCUGACCUGAUGAAGUACAACUCGCUUCUAGGAGUCAAGGGCUUCAACAUUCGCAACACCUUCAUUGAGUUUGAGGAUGAAGACAUGCUCGGUGAGUUGGACGUCGACCCCAGGGGCACCUUUGGGCGCCAGGCCUCCGAGCCCGCGAAGCCCAGCAGUUGGAAUCGCCAAGUCUCGGAGCAGACGACAGCGGUCACUGCCGAAGGGACUGAGGAGGGCACCAUCGAUGUGGAAGACUCCCUGCACUUCCCCGCGACCGACUUUCAAGGAAACGGGUACAAGUAG